This is a messenger RNA of Hansenula anomala, 549 nucleotides long. It is a transcript of the gene ADD37, whose product is annotated as Add37p. Lineage: Eukaryota; Fungi; Ascomycota; Saccharomycetes; Phaffomycetales; Wickerhamomycetaceae. The transcript has a single exon. The record is from RefSeq and is a predicted model, not a curated record. Bases 1 to 549 code for a protein of 182 amino acids.
AUGACUAGUUACCAGAACAUAUCAGAAUCCGAGAUCAAAGGGUACAAUGACUGUCCAGUUUUGGAUUAUCAGAGAACCCCAUCGUCAACCUCAUUGAAAACUAGAAGAAGGUUGGUGUCACAUAACACUACUGCUUCAAAAUCUACUUCAAAACCAUCUUUAACAUCCAUGAAUGGUCCUACUCCAAUACCCAGACCUCCAAGUGUCACUUCCUUGAAGAAAACUACUUCUCAAGCUUCCCUGAAUGCUCCAAAAGUUGAAGAAUCAAAAAUAUCUAAUGAAGAUCUGUUGGGCAAAUUGACAGAGAUCUUAAGUUUGAAAACUUGUUUGCAAGAUCGUGAAUUCAAACAUUAUGAGAAAAGACUAAUAGAUCAGUUUACCAAGGGACUAACAAAUGAUUCACAUAAGGCUGUUGUUUUGGCUAGCUUAGAAAACUAUCAAAAUAAAGAGCAGACUAAAAAUGAUUUGAUGAAAUUCAUGUUGGUAAACGAUGGUGUUUCAACUUGGUGUCUACCAUUGAGAAAGAUACUAGAAAACAUAAAACUAUAA